Molecule: messenger RNA, 2714 nt
Organism: Lucilia cuprina (Australian sheep blowfly)
Lineage: Eukaryota; Metazoa; Arthropoda; Insecta; Diptera; Calliphoridae
Product: snake venom 5'-nucleotidase
Exons: 10
Coding region: 253-2460 (735 amino acids)
Biological process (GO): nucleotide catabolic process
Molecular function (GO): hydrolase activity
Source: RefSeq, a predicted model, not a curated record
AGAUGUUUUGGGAAAUUUAAUAUAAAAGUGAUAAAAUCUACGGUUUAAACCAGUUUACGGUACGGAAAUCUCUUAGAUUAGACACAAACGCACUUUAGAAAAAAAAGUACCCUGGAAUAGAAUAGAAGACAAAUAAGGUGUUAAUGUGAGAAAUAUAUAAUAAAUAUCCUGUUUAAUCAAUUUCAAUUACUUUGAAAUAUUUCCAAAAUUGUUCUUAACAACAUUGUUGCGUUUAAGUGGAGCAGUUUAAUCAUGGCCGAUAUAACAUCACAAUCGGGACAAUUGCGAACAAAAUUGGGUGAUAUCGUUGAACACAGUUCAACAGCUCUAAAUGAAGCAACAGAAGUCACAAAAGGACUACGUAAUGUGGUUGGAUGGUUAAAACAGGCCUCCAUAGAAGUACGCGAAGCUGGCAAACGUGCUGUCACACAAAUACAAACCUCAAAUCCCAAUUUUUUAUCACACGACUUUGAUUUGGACGAACCGGAUUUAAUAUCACCCACAUCGCUAAAUACCGAAGAUACAUCGUACGAAACAAAAUCAUUAUCAAAUCAGGAUCUAACACCGCAUACACGACACUCGAUCAGUCAGCCCCAAAGUCCACGGGCUCGUAGUCGUGUUGAUAAUUUUACUGCCGGCUAUCAUCGUUCGACAUCAAUUAUAACACAAUUGGAAAAAUCUAAAAUACUUUUAAAAAUGUCCGAUCAGAAUGAUAAACCAUUGUGUAUUCUUCAUUACAAUGAUGUAUAUAAUGUUGAUGUGACGACAGAAGUGGAACCAAUUGGUGGUGCAGCGCGUUUUUGUACGGCUAUCAAAACAUUUCAAGAUGAAGAUCCUUUGGUGCUGUUUAGUGGUGAUAUUUUUUCGCCCAGCAUGUUAAGUACUUUUACCCAAGGCGAACAAAUGGUACCGGUACUAAAUGCGGUGGGUACACAUUGUGCAGUUUUUGGAAAUCAUGAUUUUGAUCAUGGUCUCGAUGUGUUAGUGGAACUUAUCAAAAAGACUCCCUUCCCUUGGCUCAUGUCCAAUGUCGUUGACAAUGAAACUGGCCGUCCUUUGGGCGGUGGAAAGAUCUCACAUUUUAUUUUUCACAAUCAAAUCUCCAUUGGUCUCAUCGGUCUGGUGGAACGCGAAUGGCUUGAAACAUUACCCACUAUAGAUCCUAAAGAAGUCACUUACAUAGAUUAUGUAGAAGCAGGCAAUAAAUUGGCCGCCGAAUUAAGAAACGAAGGCUGUGAAUUAAUUAUCGCUCUCACACACAUGCGCACACCGAACGAUAUAAAUUUAGCGGAAAAUUGUCCAGGUAUCGAUCUCAUAUUGGGCGGACACGAUCAUGUUUACGAAAUUAAAGAGGUAAAUGGUAUAAAUAUCAUUAAAUCCGGCACAGAUUUUCGACAAUUUUCCAAAAUCAUCAUACAUAAAGAACGUGAUGAAAAUGGUCGCAUUAAAAUCGAUGUCGAACCCAUCAAUGUGACGGCGAAAUAUCAAGAAGAUGCUGAACUGAAAACUGAACUGGCAAAAUAUUCCGAAGUUAUAGAGGCUAAAAUGACUGAAGUUUUGGGUAACUUUAGUGUAGAAUUGGAUGGCCGUUUUUCCGCCAUACGUACACAAGAAACGAAUUUGGGUGAUUGGGUGUGUGAUGUAGUGCUGGCAGCUACAGGAGCCGAUGUUGUUAUCAUAAAUUCUGGUACAUUUAGAUCGGAUCAAAUACAUCCACCGGGACCAUUUACCAUGAAAGAUUUAGUGAAUAUAAUACCCAUGAGAGAUCCUUUAAUACUGAUAGAAGUAACGGGCAAAUGUUUAUAUGAAGCGCUAGAGAAUUCAGUAUCGGGUUAUCCUAAACUUGAGGGUAGAUUUCCUCAGGUUUCAGGAGUAGUGUUUGCUUUUGAUCCUACCAAACCACCUGGACAACGAGUGGAUCCGCAAUUAGUACAAGUGGGAGAUGAAUAUUUAAAUAUGCAGCAGACAUAUAAAAUCUGUAUUAAGAGUUAUAUAUAUAAUGGCUGUGAUGGCUUUACUAUGUUUAAAGAUGCUAAAGUAUUGAUGGAUGAUGAUUCCUGCCCCGAACUCGGUUUAACAGUACAAAAUCAUUUUAAAGCAAUUAAUUUACGCACCGGCAAAGGUGGCCAUCAUACUAAGCAUCGACAAUCUUUGGUCACACUCUCCCGCCGUCACAGUAUGGUGCAAAUGUUAGAUAAUUUAGAAUUGGAUGGUCCAUCGCCCAUACGCAAAUUAUCAGCUGGCCAUCAAGCUAAAUCAAUAGAUUUAUCAAAUACAAAUUGCUCAAAAAUGUUACGUCGUGCUUCCUUAGAUGAUUUAGAACAGGCCAGUUGUCAAUUGGCGCCCAAAAUACAACACAGAAUAAUACGCAUACAAAAUCAUGAGCAUUACAACCAACUACUCAUGAAAAAGGAGACAUCAAUUAAAAACUCCACCAUCACCGAAGCCGAAGAUGAAUAAAUUUUAUUCGAUAAUUCCAUUAACAUUAAAUUAACUGCUAACGUGCACUACUUACUACUCCUCGUAUAAACUACUUCACUCAAAAGAACUAGAAUUUAUAACCUCAAAAAAAAAAACGGAUACCGGGCAAAUUGCUAAAAUUAAAAUUUUUAAAAUAGCAUUUCUUCUUAACUUUAUUUAAUUUUAUUUUCAGUCCUUAUAAAUGUUUGACCCCCACGCGUAAUUCUUAAUGUUCUUAAUUUUAUUAUAAUUUU